Molecule: messenger RNA, 1188 nt
Organism: Capsicum annuum
Lineage: Eukaryota; Viridiplantae; Streptophyta; Magnoliopsida; Solanales; Solanaceae
Exons: 3
Coding region: 1-1188 (395 amino acids)
Molecular function (GO): protein dimerization activity
Source: RefSeq, a predicted model, not a curated record
AUGCGGCAACAACAAUCUAUUCAUGUUUCAUUUGAGAAACAAUCUAAUAAAGAUAAGUAUGGAUGUCGCAUUCGAUUGGUAGCUUCGAUUGAUGUAGCAAGGCUUCUCGUAAGACAAGGAUUGGUAUUUCGAGAUCAUGAUGAAUCUAAGUCAUCACUUAACAGAGAUAUUUUUAAUGUGUUGGGAUCUUCUUAUAAGCGUAUGGAUAAAUAUAAAGAAUCUCAAAAAAUAAAAAUUCAGGAGGAUUUUGAUAUGGGUGAGCUUAAAACAAGUAAGGGCUUGCAUCAAGCACUUGGUAUUUCUAGGGCUUGUGAUACUCGCUGGGGAUCUCACGUCAUAUCUUUUGAUUCUUUUAUUCUUAAGUUUGAUACAAUUAUGGAUAUACUUGAUAAUAUUGUUGAAACUGCACAUUCUUUGGAUGAAAGAUCUAGGGCUACAGGAUUAGAGAUGCUCAAACCCAAGAUCAAGUUGCAAGAGUUGAGGGAAGAUAAUAAAUUGGAUUUGUUUGUUUCUGAGGUGUCUACAUUUUGUAUCAAGCAUAACAUUGCGGUACCUGCUUUUGAUAAGCUGUAUGUGAACUCUGGAAGAUCACAACAUAAACAUGUUGACUAUACUUUCUUUCAUCAUUAUCGUGUUGAAGUAUUUUGUAAAGUAAUUGAUUGGCAAUUGCAAGAACUUAAUGAUCGUUUUGAUGAGGUGACAACUGAGUUAUUUCAUGGUGUUGCUUGUUUGAAUCCGGUAGACUCAUUUUUAAGUUUUAAUAUUCAGAAAAUAAUGAGAAUGGUUGAAUUAUAUCAUGAUGACUUUGAUGAACUUAAUAUGUGUGCACUUAAGAAUCAGCUUACAAAUUACAUUAUUGAUGUUCGUGACAUUGAUAAAAGGUUCUCCAAUUUAAAUGGGCUUGGUUAUCUUUCAAAAAGAUUGGUUCAAAUAAAAAAGCAUUGUUGUUAUCCUCUUGUAUUUCGUUUGGUGAAAAUUGAAUUGCUUCUGCCAGUUGCCACUGCAUCUAUUGAAAGAGCCUUUUCAGCAAUAAAGUUUAUUAAGAAUGAGUUGCGGAGUAGAAUGAACGAUGACUUUUUAAGUGGUUGCAUGACUCCUUUUGUGGAAAAAGAUGUGUUCAAUAACAUUUCAACUGAUGAUAUUAUUUUAUCUUUUCAAGCAAUGAAACCUCGUCGAGUGAUAUUGUAA